GUGUCCAUCUUUUGACCACCUCUCAGUGGAGAUAUUCCUUGUUUUGCCCAACCUAUGAUGCUGCUGAUGUAUUAUAUGAUUAUUUUUGCCUAUGCGUCAUAUGUCAACCAAUGGAAUUAUCCUGUAUUUGGUAUACCUGUUCUUGAAUGUUUAGAUAUCUAAUCCUAUAAAAAUAGGACCCUGGAAGGAGGGGGCAUCUGAAAUCAUAAGGAAGAUCUGAGGGCCAUUUCAUUAGAAGGGAUCAUGGACCCUUUAAUAAAGUGCCAUUGGCCCAGAGCUCUGCCUCAGUUUUUCUUAUUGUAGGUUAGAGCGUUUUUUUAUUAACACAUUGCUGGCUACAUUAUUUUAUUACCAUAUUACAUCCUGAGAUGGGAUGGUGAGGCACCCCAACCUCUUUUGGCUGGCCCCUACAAGGGACCCAAAAAGAGGAAGUGCACACUGGAUCAAAUUUUUGAUGAUGGCUCCCUCACAGACACCAGCCCUUGGAGGCUGGACUCCCCUCACUGUCUGCACGCAAAUUCUCUGAGCCUGAGGUAAAUCUCUUCAAGAUUGGGAGCUUUGUCUUUCUAUCCCAAGCACCAAGUAUAGUGCCUAGCGCAUAUUUUCUGAGAGGAAGGAAACAAAUAGUUGUUAAGCUCCUACUACGUGCCGACAGGCCCUCCUUGAAGUAAUCCCCAGAGGAAUAUUUCCUAUCUGAGCCUGGCUAUAAUACCCUGUGAAUAAUGAGGACUUCUGUUGCAUGAUUGACUGUUCCAAAAGAUAUCUAUGACUUUUACCUGAAAUCAAACAGAGUGACUAUUAAAUGAUCAGAUGAACAGACUUCAUUUUGAUAAACAUCACAAGCUCAGAAACCCUGAAAAUUGCAGCCUUCACUAACAGUGGGAAAGUGGAAUAACUUUUCUCAUAUUAUCUCACCCAAGAUUUAGCUUCAGUUCUAGGGGAUCAUUUUGCCCAGGAAAAAGGAAUUUGGUAAUAUCUACUAUACAAGUCCAGUACGGAAACCCCGAGCUAACUACCCGUAUCACUACUCUGGACAAUGUAUUUGGAUUACUGGACUCUGUGCUAGUGCCAUUGACCAACAGGUUCUUUGAAGCCAUCCAACACAGAGGAAUUUUUCUGAAUCUUUCUUGAAAUGUCCGAGAGUCAGUGAGCUGGAUAUUGUAAACUACUCCUUAGGAACAUCCUAUGUUCCACUCAUAUGAUGGUUUACCAGAAGAUUAAGAUAAUAUCUGUUUUCAUUAUUAUUCUUGUGGUUUCUUGUUUGUAUUUGAUCAUAUAUAACAUGAGCUUAACAGAAAUCUACACCUUUUGGACAAGAAAAGAAGGCACAGUAGUUUUCAGGAAAAAUGGUGAGAACUUUCUUCAGCUCCCAGAUAUAGACUGCAAAAAGAAUCCUCCAUUUUUGGUUGUGAUGGUGACUUCAUCCCACAAUCAGAUUAAAGCACGGAUGGCUAUCCGUGAGACCUGGGGAAAAGAAAGAAGUGUAAAAGGUAAACGUAUAAUAACAUACUUUCUGCUAGGAAUCACAGGUUCAAAGGAGGAUGAUGCAGUGACACAAGAAAGUCAGAAAUACAGAGAUAUUAUCCAGAAAGACUUUUUAGAUGUAUAUUUCAAUUUGACUCUUAAAACAAUAAUGGGGAUAGAAUGGGUUCACCGUUUUUGUCCUCAAUCUGACUUUGUGAUGAAGACUGAUUGUGACAUGUUUGUAAAUGUGUACUAUCUAACUGAACUCCUUAUAAGGAAAAACAGAACAACCAGGUUUUUUACUGGUUUUUUAAAGAUGAAUGAAUUUCCAAUUAGAAAUAUAUUUAGCAAGUGGUAUGUAAGUAAAUCUGAGUACCCAUGGAAAAAAUAUCCACCUUUUUGUUCUGGAACGGGUUAUGUUUUUUCUAGUGACAUUGCAAGUGAGGUUUAUAAUGUUUCAGAAAAAGUUCCGUUUAUUAAACUGGAGGAUGUUUUCAUGGGACUCUGCCUUGCAGAACUAAAAAUUCAUCUAGAAGAACUACACUCAGAACAGACAUUUUUCCCAGAUGGGCUUAAAUUUUCUACCUGUCGCUUUAAGAAAAUUGUGACCUGCCAUUUUGUCAAGCCAGUAGAAUUGCUGAUAUAUUGGGCAGCUUUGGAGAAGUCUUUAGAUGAAAAAUGUCUAGCUGUUUAA
This is a messenger RNA of Vombatus ursinus (common wombat), 2158 nucleotides long. RefSeq names its product beta-1,3-galactosyltransferase 5-like. The coding region runs from base 1199 to 2158 and encodes 319 amino acids. The transcript has 8 exons. NCBI's taxonomy places the organism in Eukaryota, Metazoa, Chordata, Mammalia, Diprotodontia, Vombatidae. Gene Ontology annotation, molecular function: N-acetyl-beta-D-glucosaminide beta-(1,3)-galactosyltransferase activity. Gene Ontology annotation, cellular component: membrane. The record is from RefSeq and is a predicted model, not a curated record.